This is a messenger RNA of Vigna unguiculata (cowpea), 582 nucleotides long. It is a transcript of the gene TOM6, whose product is annotated as translocase of the outer mitochondrial membrane 6. The record is from RefSeq and is a predicted model, not a curated record. NCBI's taxonomy places the organism in Eukaryota, Viridiplantae, Streptophyta, Magnoliopsida, Fabales, Fabaceae. Gene Ontology annotation, cellular component: mitochondrial outer membrane translocase complex.
GUUGGUUAGCAAAAGCCAAAAAACCCUUGAAGAGAGAGGUUGCAAGAAACCCUAAUCAGAAGAGAAGAGAAGAGAAGAUUAAGAGUUGGGGUUUAGGGUUGAUCAGAUCGGAGAAGGCAUCAUGUUUCCAGGGAUGUUCAUGCGGAAGCCAGACAAAGCUGCAGCACUGAAGCAGCUGAAAUCUCACGUUGCCAUGUUCGGCACAUUGGUGGUUGUUCUUCGAGUCACCCCUUACGUUCUUCAUUUUCUCACUGCUGAGAAAGAAGAACUCAAGCUCGAGCUUUAAUUUAUCGCUCUUCCUCGCCUGCAUAUCUUGAGGAGCAGGACGGGUCCUGGGGCUCGGGACAAUCAUGAAGUAGUAUAUAACUCUUGAAAUUGAGGCCAAGAUGGUAUUUUUAAUUUAAUUACAUUUCCUUUUUGUAUUUGGAAUGUAAGUGUGUUUGAAUUAUUGGUGAGAAAGUAGACAUUUUCAAUAAUCAAUUAUAUUAUUAUAAUUGAUUGUAUGAAAGAUGCGACAGGUGAAGAAUGGUUUUAAGCUAAAUAUAUGCUUUUACUGGUCUACAAGAAUAACGUUUUAAGAAA